Parnassius mnemosyne (clouded apollo) is the source of this 3669-nucleotide messenger RNA. The record is from the annotation of a GenBank genome assembly. Lineage: Eukaryota; Metazoa; Arthropoda; Insecta; Lepidoptera; Papilionidae.
AUUCGAGUGCUGAACGUCGUAUUGGUCGCACGCGUGCUGUACCGCAACAGGUACGAAGUUAUCGAAAAGAUCGUGUUCGUUUAGUGCCAUAACGUGUAGUCCUACGAUUUGCUUUAAUUUCACUUUAAAUAAGACACUUUCUGUAUAUUUAUUUCUAUAGUAAUAAGUGAUAUUUAACAAUCUGUACGUCGGUGCACUUGAUCAGGUUGAUGCUCUUGACACAGCAAGCGCGUCAUAAUUUCGUACAUUUUCAUUUGUGAGUGUAGGUAAAUUAGUGACAGAAUGGUCUUGUUGUGUUCAUUGCUACCAGCAAUUCGUAAAGCCUAAUGAAUAUUCAUUGCUUUUGUAAAUUUAUACGGAAAACGCGAUAUCUGCUGUUAUUGUUCUGGCAUCAUUGUUAUGGUGAUCCGAGAUGUGAAGUGCUCAGGCGUAACACACAAACAGUAAAAUGAGUCUAAAUUAGCGGAAAAGACGAUUCAAUUAGCCUGUCAUUUAGAACUUUAUCUUAUUCUUGCUGUAGGAACUGGAAAUAAUAAUUAAACGCCGCCGUUUUGCGUUGUGUUUAGAGUUGUUUUGUUUUCACUCGGCCACUGAGGUUUGAUGUACUGAUGUCGUGUUUAAGAAAUGGAACGUCAGUGGGUUCGGUUUUUCUUUUAUGUUCAAGGAGGUGUGGUUGAAGCGCGCGAUUUUCCGCCGAUCACGUGCUUCGAGCGUCUACGGCUGGCUGCAUUAGCAUUCAGCCGCUCGAACUUGAAUAUAAUUUACCGUGAAACUUGAGGUUUUAAUAAAAGUUAGAAUAUAGUGAUUAAUAAAAUUAAGUCAUUUGAAGUUAUUAGAAGUAACGUAAUUAUUUUAAUAUGCAUGAUUUAUUAAUUGGUUACAUUUAGUAAAUACUUUAUUAAUUACUUUUGACGUAACUUACAAAAAAGUUGUAGAUUUUUAACAAUUGAAUGACCUCAUUAGUACCACUACAUUUUAAUUAAGUUAUACAUUGGAUUAUUUUGUUAAAUAAAUCUUAUGACAGCACCUUGCAUUUCUCUAAGAUACAUAACCUUGACAGUAGAUAAACCGCCUUAUAUAACAUAUUUACAAAUCUUUGUUUAAGACUAGAUAAUAUGAUGAAUCCAAAGUAAACGCUACAAUUUCCUUCAAAAAAAUCACCGCACUAAAAAAGAUUAUGAAGAUGUUAUCAUAACGUUGAUUUAGUACAAAAUAAUAAGGAGAUCCAAGAGUUUACAACAUUAAUAAAACAAUUAUCUUACGAACUCAAUUUGACAAUAGCAAUAAAAUUUUGAAUCUUAUUAAAUAAAUUGAAAUAUUUUAGGAAACGCUUUUUCAAAACGCCCGUUUAUCUUUUUAAACAAUUGUUUGAUUGAAUUUACUAAAUAAACUACCAUUAAAUUAUUGCUAUUUUUAAAGUGUUACUCCAUGUACAUUACUCAUCUACUAAUUUAUAAAAAAUAUUUGCAGCCAGUGUGACUUAAUAUUAAUCUGUAUUUGGCAAAUUAUCUAAAAGCGUAAAGCAAGAAAAUGAAAAUUCAACGCAAAAAUCUUUAAGAAAUCGUAUAAACAUUCACAAGAUUUUUGAUUUCGUUUUAUAUUUUCCUUCAGAAAUCUGAUAAAAUCACUCGCAAUUGUCGUGCAAUUUUCAAACGACGUACGGUAGUAUUCGGAACAAUUGAACGAACGGAAGAGGAAAAUCUUCGCGUCACGCUAGCCGAUAACUUCUUGAUAAAAACCUGUUGAUCGACAAGUGCACGAAAAAGUGAUAAAGUUGCAACCAUUCAAAAGAUUUAAUUUGUGAACCGUGAAAACAAACCAGUGUUGUUAUAAAGGAUAAGCGAAGUGAGUAUGAUUGUGAAAUAAAGAAAAUAAGCCGAGUAUUCGUAUUCGAAUAAAUUUUGUUCGAGAAAAACUGGAGCUCGAAACGUAUGAGGUGUCAGUUCUCGUCCAGCUGACAACAGAUGUCAUUCAGGACGAAGACGCAAUGUCGGCCGAUGGGUCGACGACAGAUAUCAACGGGCUGCUCAACGAUACUGAAUCUGAUCUCACCGGGCUAUCGCAUGUCGAUGCCCCGAAUGAUGCGAAUUACAUGAUAUGCGGUGUUGUGAUUGCCAUGGCCCUUGUGGGGCUUAUUAUAGUACUGCUGGCCUUAACGAUAAACAAGCUGCGCAAGCGGGAGGAGCAUUCGGCCUCUGUGCAUCCUGCCGAGGUGCUCCAAGCCGCCCCGGUGCCCCAGCCGGAGCCUCUUGCCUUUCGCCAGCAGCCUCUAUGGCAAUUCCCACCGCCGCUGCCCCCGCCUUACGUCUAUCCGCACGAUCAGGACAACUUGAUGCAGCCAAUCGGUAAUGAAAGGGCAAGUUUCCGCAGUCUUCGCAAGAAUAUUGGCGGUCGCUGGAAGCGACUUGUGAAGAAGAAGCCCGAACAGGAGGUUUACACGAUCCCCCCUGAACUCAAGCCUCAACUGAAGCAAAUCUACGUGUAUUAACCUCCGGAGCAACAUGCGCAUGUAACAGCGAGAAGAGAGGAAUCUUCAAUGCUGAUCUAAAAUGACCUCAACCGCGAUCUAAUGGUUGUAAUUACAAAUCCAUAUCAAAAUUUUUCACAACUGCACGGCAUUGUCGCCUUAUAUCUUUGAACAUAUCGUUUUGACCAAUUAAUUCUUAGUGACCAAUAUUGUGAACUGUUUUUAUUCUUAAAUUCAUUGUGAUUUAAAAAAAAAACCUAGAUUUGUAUUAAUAAGUAUUAGAACACUGAUGUAUGUGUGUUGUUCCGUCGCUGAAAUUUGAUUGUAAUGAAUGAGUGAUAGUCAAUGAAUUUAGUUUAAUUAAUUUAAUGUAAUGAAUGAACUUAGGAAAAUGCGGUCGCGCAUACUAGUGACGAAAAUCCAAUAAUUAUUGUAAAAUCAUGCCUUGUUAAAUGUAAAAUUUUUGGCUAUUUAGGGCAUUUUGUAGUUCUUUAAUUUAUUCUAGACGUGAUCGUAUACUAGAUGAACGUCGAUCAAAUAUGUCGUGAAGCCAUUACAUAUGUAUGUACUACGACUGCCUGAGAAUUACAAUGAGAGCAUUAUAUUGGACGCAAUAUCGUUUGAUGCAGUAUUUUUAUAUCAUUCGUUUUUGUUGUGAGUGAGACUGAAUUAUGGUACAAUUUAAACGUAACUUGACAGGAUGAAAUUAUUUUCCGAUAUUGUUGAUUGAUUGUUUCUUCCAUAUAGAGUUUAGUCCAAAAUCAAUUGAACUGCAGAGUUGAUAAAUGACGUCAAAAGUACGUCACACGCAUGCUAUUUUGUAGUGUAAUUUCGUUCUGAUUUUCGCCCGGUCUUUGCCUACUGUGAUAUCAAAAUCAAUUAAAUCAACUGAGAAAUGAAUUUUGCAUUUUAAAUUUCCCCUUCAACGAAUACCUUAUCAAACGUGCAGUGGCAAGGGCCGCUGGUCGAGGAUCUCCAUUGCUAGCUCAUAUUGAGCCUGAUGUUUGAUGAUAUAUUAAGUUAAUAGCUAGGUACAAUAAAUACAGCCAUGAUUAAUUUUUUUUUUCGUUGAUUCCUAACUGUUUUAGUAAAAGAGUUACAAUGGUUUUAACAGUGUAAUUAUAAUAGCGUGCGUCGUUAAUUUUUUUGUUUAGAAACUGUAAUCUUUCAUUGACAUAAUGAAAAAUAAAUUCCAUUAAAGC